AUGAACAAAAAAGAAAGCCUUUCUAUAGAGGAGACAAAUGAAAUAAGGGAAAAGCUGGGUUUAAAACCUAUUCCAGUUCUUCAAGAGGAAAAUGCAGGCCGCAAAGAAUCUUUGUCAAUCCAAGAGACGAACGAAUUAAGGGCGUCCCUUGGCCUAAAACUUAUUCCACCUCAACAAAAUCAGAAUGUUUCUCCCCCAACUAUACAUACUACUGCCGAGGUCGACAUACUUAGAGAGAAGAUAACAAAGCUUCAAAAGGCUAACAUACCUUUACGAAUGCUGCACCUACUCGAAGAAACUGGUGUCAAUGAUGACAGUUCAUGGCUGGAAAACCUGAAUGCAAUUACUGCCCUGGAUGAAAGCAAAGCUUCCAGCAGGUUACUGCCACGUAAGGGUGCAACAAAAGAAGACGAAGAUAUUGAUCUGCAUAAUGUUGAAGUAUCCUAUAAUAUCGAGACCCUUAGCGCAAAGAAAGACACGAUCCUAACUUUAAAAGAAAGCAGUAUUUUUGAUGAGACUGAUUCUGUUGACGUAUUAGAGAAUGAAAAAGCUGCCGGGGAAAGCACUGAAAGAGAGGGACUACGAUUACGACAAAUGAAUAAAGAUAGAAGACAAAAAAAAAAAAUUUUAAAUGUAUCUAGCUUAGACAUUGAAGAAGAAGAGAAAGAGGAACAUUCGCUUGCGAAUACUCAUUUAAUUAUUGGAGCAGAGCAAGGGAUCGCGAAGGCACCAAAGGGCAUGAUUGCAAAACUACCAACAGGAAAAGUUAAGGUGAACUUCGAUGGCGCAAAUGAUAUUUUAGAUGAAGACGGUGGAGACUAUAAACCAUUAAAAAUAAAAAAACGCAGAAUCAAGGAUCCAAAAUCUACUAAAGCUAGGAAGUUAAAAAUUGCCCAUAAGAUGGAUGUUGUUAAGUUGGUGGAUGAAGAUGAAAGUUUUUCCUGGAUGAACGAAGAACAGCCAGUGACAAUAAUGAAUCCAAGGUCAAGUUCGAAGAACGAAUUAAAAGCCCCGGAGGACCUUGCCAUAGAAAUUGAAAAGACAAGAAAUGAAGAGAAGCGACGCACUGAAAACAUCCUGAAAAUGCGUGAGAAUUCCAAUAAUAUUAUCGUUGACGAAAAGGUAACUUUUUUGGAUACUUUGGAUAUGGGUCUCCCUGAAGGAAAUACUACUGCAAAUAAAUUGAAAGUGGAUGAUGAAGGAGAGAAAAAUGUCGGGGAUGUUACUGGCCAACAUUUUAAAGAAGCAAGUGGUAACAACAAACUUACUGAAUCGGUUAAUACUGAACCAAACAAUGAAGGGGAUAUUGAAGAUGCGCCAGACUUUUUCUCUGGUCUUGCAUCAGCACUAGGGUUUCUUCGGAAGAAGAGUGUUCUUACCCCAGGAAAUGCCGGUUUGAAAGCAGAAAAGGGUACUAAUGACAGCGAAUCACUCCGAAAGGGUGUCCGGAAUAAAGAGCCCACCGACACUACUAGUUACACAAAGGAUGGGCUACACGGACUGAAACAAUCCGAAGCCAGCAAUUCUCCAAAUAAUAUAUCAAGUAACCAGCGAAAAAGGCAAAGUCAUUAUGAUCCUGAAAUACAACUUGUUUACAGAGACGAAAAGGGAAAUCAACUGACUACUAAAGAGGCGUAUAAAAAAUUGUCACAGAAAUUUCAUGGCACAAAAAGCAACAAGAAAAAGAGAGCAAAAAUGCAAUCUAGAAUUGAGGCAAGGAAAAAUGCCUUUGAGAAUGAUAAUUUAUUCGAGUUUGAUAAUAGUUAA
Molecule: messenger RNA, 1767 nt
Organism: Saccharomyces paradoxus
Lineage: Eukaryota; Fungi; Ascomycota; Saccharomycetes; Saccharomycetales; Saccharomycetaceae
Gene: SNU66
Product: U4/U6-U5 snRNP complex subunit SNU66
Exons: 1
Coding region: 1-1767 (588 amino acids)
Biological process (GO): maturation of 5S rRNA; mRNA cis splicing, via spliceosome
Cellular component (GO): U4/U6 x U5 tri-snRNP complex
Source: RefSeq, a predicted model, not a curated record